Medioppia subpectinata is the source of this 3477-nucleotide messenger RNA. The record is from the annotation of a GenBank genome assembly. Lineage: Eukaryota; Metazoa; Arthropoda; Arachnida; Sarcoptiformes; Oppiidae.
AAAACACUAACACAAACACUAUUAUUGAUUACUUUAACCAUUUGUUUCACUAAUUGUAUUGAUUUUGAGACAUCGCAACACUUGUUGUGUCAAUACAUUUGAAGACACAAAACAAUGGCUAAGAAGAAGAAGUUUUCGGAUAGAGAUAGAGCGCCGGCGCCGCCUCAGCAACAGACCAGACCCGCCGCCCGACCCGUUGCCGACGAAUCGGAUUUCCCGUCAUUGGGAGGACCCUCACAGCCGGCCCCUCAAGUUGUUGCCCCAAUACGUGCGCCCACCGCUCCCGCGCCCGUCCCCACAGCUAGACCUGUAGUAUCUGUGCCUCAAUCGCCACCCCCUCAGGCGGGUUAUAGCGGCGGUCAGUCCUCAUCGGUCUCUGAAUCAGGUGACCAGAAGGCGCCCGAAAAGCCCACAGAAUUGGCCGAAAAGUUGCAGAAAAAGUUGACUCUUUCAACGCCCAGAAGGAAUCACAGGGCGUUUCCGAAGCGACCCAAAGAUGAAGUGGUCGGACAAUCCGUGGCUCUUCUGACCAAUCAUUUCCUUAUAAAAGUGGGAAAGAAAACUCUUGCUUAUCAUUACGACAUUGAGGUCGAGAGGGCUUUCAAAAAGCCAGUCGAAGACCCAAAUGUUGUCGACAAAGAAGUGGUUGAGUCCACUCUUGCUGUGAAAAAACAAAACAAAUUUAGCCGAAAAAUCGGCACAAAUCUAAACCGAAAGAUAUUCCAGCAAAUGAUCGAAUCGUAUUCACAAACGGCUGGACAACACUUUCACGGCAUUCGCGCCGUAUAUGACGGCCAGAAGAAUAUGUUUACAUCGCGUCAAUUGACUGCUAAUCCCAUUAGAGUUGAGGUAUCGCUGAAAGAGGGCGACAGAACCUCCGACUUCUUCGUCAAUAUAAAACUGGUCGAAACCAAUAAUACAAUUGAUUUGAGUAUUUUGAAUGAUUACAAAGACGGCAAGACGUGCGACGACGAGGCCGUCAAGAAGAGCAUACUCUUCAUUAAUACACUGUUGAGACAUCAGGCGUCCAUGGAUUUGAUACCAAUUGGUCAGUCGAUAUUCACUCGACAACCCGGACAACACUUGAGUCCAGUUCUGGACCUGUCGUAUGGUAUCUAUACGUCUGUUCGCAAUUUGAUGGCCGGACCCACUCUUAACGUCGACCGAUCGGCCGCCGCUUUCAUUAAGCCGACAGAUGUUAAGAUUAUCAUUGAUUAUAUAUUAAAGGGUGAUUUGGGUCUAAUUCCCCGAUUGAGUCCAUACCAAAUGAGAAACAUCAAGAGAGAGUUGUCCGGACUUCAAGUGGAGGCCAAACACAUCUCAUAUCAGGGCUCGACGGGAGAGUAUUACCGCAAAUACCGGAUUAUUGGUCUCUCAGACAAACCCGCGAAUGAGGAGAUGUUCGAGUGGUCUGAGACCGGCAAAGAGACCCGAAGAGUAUCAGUCGUCGAAUACUUUCGUUUGAAAUAUAAUAUCAAUUUGAGAUAUCCGAAAAUGCCGUGUCUUUUGGUGGGAAACCCCACCAAACCGUCUAAACUGCCGCUCGAAGUGUGCAAAAUAGUGUCUCACCAACGGGUCAGGCGUUCGCUAACAAACACCGAGAGAUCUGAAAUGACCAGAAUUUCUGGCCAACAGCAACCACACCAACGAUUUGGCCUAAUUCAGGAUCACGUGAUCAAUCAGUUUCACUCAAACGAAUCGAUUGGUGUGAAAAACAAACAAUUUUUGUUUGAAUUCUCUAUUGAUAUCAGCAAACAAUUACUUACUGUUGGCUCGAAGAUCAUUGCGGCGCCGAGUCUUAAAUAUAGUGGCGAUAAGACUGUUAGUCCGCGAGACGGCGAAUGGGAGAUGUUUGACCGAAAGAACCCCAGAGGGGGCGCCCGGUUCUUCAAAGCCGCCAGUUUGGAGAAUUGGAUUAUUUUGAACAUGAGUUUUGAUCCAGCGUUCAAUGACGAAGGUAUCAAUAUUAUUGGCCGAUUUAGCAAAGAGUUAUGCGAUCAGGCAAAAGAGAUGGGAAUGCGCGCACUACCACACCAACGGGCCAUUAAUAUUCCUAAUUUUCUACCAAUUAAUACCUUCGCUAUGAUUAAGACUAAUAUCUCUAAAAUGCCUCAAUUGAAGGCCAUUUUGUUCAUAACUCCCGUCAAAACGCAUCCAUACAGCGAUGCGAUCUAUAGUGAGAUCAAACUGUUGGGUGACGUUCAGAACGGAUUGACCACUCAGUGCGUAAACGCGGCCAACUUAUGGGACGGCAGGUCUCGGCGAACAAAGUGGAAUCGCAGUUAUUUGCGACAAUUGAUGCUCAAAGUGAACCCAAAGUUGGGCGGCAUUAAUGUGGCGCUUAUGGACUCGGCGUCAAUGCCGGCCAUUUUCAAGAAGAAGAAGUCGCUGAUGAUUGUGGGCGCGGAUGUGAACCAUCCGGCGCCCGGCGAUAAAGUGGAACCAUCCAUAUCGGCAGUGGUCGGCAGUUAUGACGACGACUACUGUAAUUACUAUACGAUCACUAAAUUGCAACCAAAGUCUCGCGAAGAGAUGAUCACACAAUUGGACUCAAUGUUUGUCGAAUUGUUGAAGAAUUAUCAGAAGCACAACAAAUGCCUUCCGGAGAGAGUGGUCUUCUUUAGGGAUGGCGUGAGUGAAGGGCAGUUCCAACACGUGAUUGAUCACGAAUACCCACUUAUAGCCGAAGCGUUUGCCAAGAUUGACGCCAAACACAAACCAAAGAUCACAUUCCUUGUGGCGCAGAAGAGACAUCACACCCGCUUCAUGACCAAAGAGGGCCGUAACGUCGCGCCGGGAACUGUUGUGGACAACGGGGUCACUCAUAAGAGUGAUUUUGAUUUCUAUCUGUGCUCUCAGGCCGGAAGAAUUGGCACUAGUCGUCCGGCGCACUACUAUGUGUUGGCCGAUGAGAACGGCUUCAAAGCGGACGACAUGUGCAAAAUGACAUACUAUUUGUGUCAUAUAUAUCAGCGCUGCACGAAAUCGGUGUCACUUCCGGCGCCUGUAUUCUACGCCGAUUUGGCCGCAUAUCGCGCUAAGGUGCUCAUAAGUGGACUGCAGAGGGGCAGCGAUACCGCAUCAGUGGUCAGUAGUGGUGGUGAAGGCGAUGGUGAAGACGGUGGUGGCGAUGCACCGCAAGAGUUGUAUACGGAUUUGCAGUCAAGAAUUAAUGUCAAUUCCGUCCAAAAAGAGAAAUUGUAUUUUUGUUAAAUCACUAUAAUCUCAAUAAUUUUUCAAUUAUUAUUAUUACACUUAUAUUACUAUUGAGACAUUGAAUAGCCGGCCAUUGGUUUGCCGUAAAUUUAAAGAAUAAGUUUAGUAUAGAAAAUGACUGCCAUUUAUGGGUAGAAUUUAUGCAUUUUGUUCACUCCAUAUGAAAUUUAUUUGUCUCUAUUUUACGCCAAUUCAACGGAAAACAAUUGAAUGUCUGAACAGUAAAUCUAAUUAUAUAUUCAAUGAUCUCUUGAAUGAUCU